Molecule: messenger RNA, 1947 nt
Organism: Cyphellophora attinorum
Lineage: Eukaryota; Fungi; Ascomycota; Eurotiomycetes; Chaetothyriales; Cyphellophoraceae
Product: putative glutamine--tRNA ligase
Exons: 1
Coding region: 1-1947 (648 amino acids)
Biological process (GO): glutaminyl-tRNA aminoacylation; translation
Cellular component (GO): cytoplasm; cytosol
Molecular function (GO): ATP binding; glutamine-tRNA ligase activity
Source: RefSeq, a predicted model, not a curated record
AUGGCGGACAGUGGCGGAGGUGACAAAUCACUCCCAGAGCGGGUCAAGGAAAAGGUCAAGGAGAACAUACCAGGUACUGCCGAACAGAAAGAAAAGAAGGAAAAGAAGAUAAAGGCACCGAAACCGCCAAAAGCUCCAAAAGCACCAGCAGAGACGAAGGAAGCCAAUGCCAAACCACCCAAACCAGCCAAAGCAGAGCCUGCUGCACCACUCGAUCCAGAUGCUAUGUUCAAGGAAGGCUGGCUUGCCAGUGUGCGAAAAGAGCGACCAGAGCAGGAGUCGGUGGUUACACGGUUCCCACCUGAACCAAAUGGCUAUCUUCACAUUGGUCACAGCAAGGCCAUCGCUGUCAACUUCGGAUUUGCCAAGUAUUACAAAGGCAUCUGUAAUCUACGGUUCGAUGACACCAACCCUGAAGCAGAGGAGGAGAUCUACUUCAAGAAGAUUGAGGAAAUCGUGCGCUGGUUGGGUUUCGAUCCAGCAAGGAUAACUUACUCCAGCGACUUCUUUGAUAAGCUGUAUGAGCUCGCAGAAAAGCUGAUCUCCAUCGACGGUGCGUAUGUGUGUCACUGCACGCCAGAUGACCUCAAAGACCAGCGAGGUGGCACUGAUCCAAAGAACAAGAAGCCUCGCUAUGCCUGCAAGCACCGCUCACGGCCAACGGAGGAGUCUCUAGCUGAGUUUCGAGCCAUGAGAGAAGGGAAGUACAAACCAGGAGAAGCAUUCUUGCGCAUGAAGACGGAUGAUUUUAAGAUCGGCAACCCACAGAUGUGGGAUCUUGUGGCGUAUCGGAUUCUCGAAAAGCCUCAUCAUCGCACCGGCGACAAAUGGCGGAUCUAUCCCACGUACGACUUCACUCACUGCCUAUGCGACAGCUUCGAGGGCAUCACCCACUCUCUGUGCACGACUGAGUUCAUACUGUCUCGAGAGUCAUACGAAUGGCUGAACAACACUGUCGACGUUCCCCACAAGCCGAUGCAGAGAGAAUAUGGUAGACUCAAUGUCACCGGCACAAUCAUGUCAAAGCGGAAGAUCAAGAAGCUAGUCGACGAGGGCUAUGUCAACGGCUGGGACGAUCCUCGCAUCUACACUCUUGUUGCUCUUCGUCGACGCGGAAUACCACCGGGUGCUAUUCUGUCGUUCGUCAACGAAUUGGGCGUGACCACAGCAAAGACCAACAUCCAGAUCACACGGUUCGAGCAGUCAGUUCGGAAAUACCUGGAGAUGACCACACCACGGCUGAUGCUGAUCCUCGAUCCGAUCAAGGUCAUCAUUGACGACCUACCCGAUGACUACAUCGAAGAGCUCGAAAAUGGAUUCGGUCCCAAGGAUGUUGACAUGGGCUCGCAUAAGAUACCGUUCACCAAGACGGUGUAUAUCGACCGGGAAGACUUCCGAGAAGUUGACAGUAAGGACUUCUUCCGAAUGGCACCUGGAAAGCCAGUCGGUCUGCUGAAGGUCCCAUUUCCUAUCACGGCCAAGAGCUUCGUCAAAGACGAGACCACCGGCCUGGUAACGGAAGUCCAUGCCAGCUACGACCGACCACCAGAAGGUGAGAAGUUCAAGAAACCAAAGGCAUACAUCCAAUGGGUAGGCGAGUCAGCCACUCAUAAGUCUCCCAUCAGAGCUGAGGUCAGGGUUUUCGACCCGCUCUUCAAGUCGGAUGACCCAGACUCGGUCGAGCCAAGUUUCAUUGCCGACAUUCGAGAGGAUUCUCUGAAGGUGUACCCAAAUGCGGUGAUCGAGGCCGGAUUCGAGGAGAUUGACCGUCGUAGACCAUGGCCGCAGGAAGCAGGGGAGAGCAAGAAGGAGGAUUGCGGUCCCGAGUCUGUGAGAUUUCAGGGCAUGCGCAUUGGCUACUUCUGCAAAGACAAGGACUCUACGGAUACGAAGGUGGUGCUGAACCGAAUCGUGAGCCUCAAGGAGGAUGCUGGCAAGGGAUCCUGA